GAAGGCCUCAUAUUCCUGAAUUUAUAUUUCAAUUCCCACGCAUCUAAGGAAUGCAGACGAAUUGAUAAUUUGUGGUAGAUCAUACUAACCAUAUCCCCUACUUUGACAAAAUUAUCAAGAACAGUUAAACAAUGAAACUGAAAUAAUUUGUAUAUCUUUCUUCAGCGUGUUCUCAUUAUCCGUUGGUAACCUUCGUUCCUUCUGUUUUUACUUGUUUUGGAGGACCAGGUUUUUUUCGCCACUAUACUAAAAAAGAGCUGAAGAAGGUCUCAGCGUGACUACUGGUUACCAUUCCUUCAUCAUAGUUGAGAAGUAGCAUCUACACAUCAGUUUCAAAAACUCCGCAACUCAUAUGUGCAGUGUAAAAAAUAUUGAUAAAAGGAUGCUAGGAAUAUUCCUUCUUGGCAUACAGCUAACAACGUGUUCUGCGAUUUUCGAAUCAUGGUUCGAUUUUAAGAACUUCAAUAGUUGCACGAUCCACCAAUUCAGUUGUAGAAACGAUAAAUGUAUUCCGAUAUUAGCUAGAUGUAAUGGGAACGAUGAUUGUGGAGACAAUUCUGAUGAAGAACAUUGUGAUUUGUACUUGUGCGAAGAACCACAUUUCUUCAAAUGUAAAAACGCUAGAUGUAUCUCAAAGGUGUUCGUUUGUGAUGGAGAUAACGACUGCAUCGAUUACUCUGACGAACAAAACUGUGAAUCCUUUGUGGAACAGUUGAACAACAGCUCGUCCCAUUGCGGAGCAACCGAAUGGCAGUGCGAAGACAAACUGUGCAUCCCGCACGAGUGGGUUUGUAACGGCGUGAAGGACUGUCUGGAUGGCACCGAUGAAGUGUCCGGAUGCGAGGAACAGGCGAAAACUCGGUGCGAUCAGUUCCGGUGCGGGAACGGAAGAUGCGUGCCGCACGAAUGGAGAUGCGACGGAACGGAUGACUGCAAUGAUGGCAGCGAUGAGAAGGAUUGCGAACAUCACGUCCCGCUGGCCCAAUGCGUCCCAGACAACCAAAAAUUCCUAUGCUCAGAUAACUCCACGUGCCUGGACAUCGACAAAGUUUGCAACAAAGUCCACGAUUGUCCAGGAGAAGACGACGAGUCCCCACUGUGCACUGCGCCCGAAUAUUCCUGCGAGAAACAUCGUUGUUCCCACGUGUGCAAGCAACUGCCAUCGGGUCCGAUGUGUAUCUGUCCUACAGGCUAUUCUAGGGUGGACGAGAAAACUUGCAAGGAUGUGGACGAGUGCCAACAGUAUGGAAUAUGUGAUCACAAGUGCCGCAACAUUGCCGGAUCUUACGAGUGCUACUGCGAGCACCGGUACUUCCUCAAUGAUGCAAAGAGGUGCAAGGUGGUUGGCGGUGAAGCUUUGAUGGUGUUCAGUUCGAAAACGCAAAUCAGAGCUUUCACUUUGGAGUCGGAGUUGUAUUUCACAGUCGCUUCUGAUCUCAAACAGGUUGUUGGCGUUGACUACGACGGAGACCACGUCUACUGGUCAGAAGUGGGAUCGGAACAUGAGAGCAUAGUCCGCGCCGCCGAAGACGGCAGCGACAAGGAAAUCGUAGCGACGGCUGGCUUGAGCCUGCCCGAAGACAUCGCUGUUGAUUGGUUGGCCGGUAAUGUUUACUUCACGGACGCGGAUGAACGCAGGGUAGCUGCCUGUGCCAAAGACGGAAGAUCCUGCGCGGUGCUGGUGAGCGGGAAAGAUGUUAGGAAACCGAGAGCGAUCACUCUGAAUAUCGAUGACGGCGUAAUGUACUGGACAGAUUGGGAGGAGCCAGCUGCUAUAAUGACAGCGUACAUGGAUGGUAGCAACUAUCGAUCCCUGAUUGAUCAUAACAUACACUGGCCCAAUGGGCUCGCUUUGGACUAUCCAAAUGGCCGCAUUUAUUGGACAGAUGCGAAAAAAAUGACGAUCGAGAGUGCGAAACUAGAUGGCACUGAUAUAAGGGUUGUUUUGGGAGAAAUUGAGAAACACCCUUACUCUUUAGCUGUGUUUGAAGAUCGCCUUUACUGGUCCGAUUGGUCUACUCGAUCUAUCCAGUCCUGCGAGAAGUUUACCGGAAAAGAAUAUCGUACUGUUGUUGAGGACAAGCAACUUAUCUAUGGUGUGAGCAUAUUUCACCCUGUCCAACGUAGACGCAAAGACAAUCCUUGUGAACGCGCACCUUGCAGCGACCUGUGCCUGUUGAAAGACGCUAAAGGAUAUGGAUGCGCGUGUCCUCUUGGAAAAGUUCUUUCCAGUGAUGGGCAUGUAUGCAAAGACGUGGAUGACCAAGAAUGGCUUCUGAUCGGCUUCAACGACACCCUACUUCAAGUCCGCCACCAAGUGUUGGGCAAAUUGACCUCCACGUCCUUUCCAACAGUUGCCAAUCAAAUUGGAUCGAUGGUCUACAAUCCACUCAAUAAUUCAGUAUUCAUCAGCGACUUGGAUACCAAGAAGAUCGUGGAGUACAGUUUGGAAGGGAAUAUCAACAGGAUUUUAGAGAUUGAUGAUCUUGGAUGGGUCAUAUCAAUGGAUUACGACGCUCUUGGGAACAACCUGUACCUGUGCGAUGCUGAGCGAAACGCUUUGGAAGUGGUUAGCCUCAAAAAUUUAGCUAGAAAGAUUUUGCUCAGUGGUACUGAGGAUGAGAUUCUGGAAGCUGUGGCUGUUGUACCAGAAGAAGGGGCAAUGUUUGUGGCGAUGAGAAACCCAACUAGUGGAAAAGCCCAUGUGGACAGAAUGCACAUGGAUGGUGCAGGAAGAACACACACCAUCGAAGACGACCUCGUUGGGCCAAUAUCGCUUCUUUAUGAUGCUGCUUUACAUAGGGUGUUCAUUGCAGAUGCUUACAGCGGAGUUAUUGAAUCUACAAGUGUUGAUGGUGACGACAGGCAUACCUUCCGUACGCUAUCAACGAAUCCUGUAACUAUGACUACCAUCAAGGACGAACUUUUCUGGAUGAGUGAACAUUCCAAAAAGUUGUUUUGGGCUAAGAAGACCAACAGUCCGUAUAACAAGCUGGUCACUUUGGACGUUCCCGUGCGGAGCAUCAGCCGUCCCCACAUCGUCUCAACAUGGCGUCCAGUCUCGCACCAUCACCCCUGCUCUUCAGACAACAAUUGUAGCCACUUGUGUCUCCCCGUCUCAGUAGCAGCAGCGGUUUGCGCGUGCCCCCAGGGCCUCGAACUCAACCCUGAAGACAACAGGACUUGCAUCCACAGGAAGACGUGUUCCGCAGACCAGUUUUCGUGCUGGCAAUCUGAGAGUUGUGUAUCUAUGCACGCCAGGUGUGAUGGACACAAGGAUUGUGCGCAUGGAGAAGACGAGACUGGGUGCACUGGUGGCGAAGGCGGGAAGGACUGCGGAAAAGGAUGGUUCACCUGUCGCAAUGGCGCUUGCAUCAAGGAGUCCCAAGUUUGUGAUCUGAAGUUGGAUUGCCCAGACAAGUCCGAUGAGGUCAACUGUGAAGCGUUUAAGAACAAGAGAACCUGUCCUGAUGAGCACUUCAUGUGUGAUGAUGGCUCGUGCGUCUCCAGAACGUCGUUGUGCGACGGGGUCAACGACUGUCGAGAUGGGUCCGAUGAGGAGGAAUGCCAUACUAUGACGUGUCUAACGACGCAGUUCAGAUGCGAUUCCGGAAUGUGCAUCCCGAAAACCUGGGAGUGCGAUCAUGAUUUUGACUGCAAAGAUUUCUCCGACGAACACUCAGGCUGUAAAGAGAAAACUCGUCACACUGUUUGUCCAGCUGGUUUCUUCAGAUGUACACCAAGUGGUCGCUGUAUUGAUGGGCGUUUGGUUUGUGACGGGGACGACGAUUGUGGAGAUGGUAGCGAUGAACCACCGUCUUGUGAGCUGAGGUAAUAUGAGAGGAUGGUGGUAUUAUUCGCUAAAUUCAAAAUUGCCAACCGGUCUUGAAACCGAAAAUAUUAAGCAACAAAACAGCUACCGGAGCAAACAAAAGGAGCAGAAUCAUUGAACAUUUUUAAAAGCGUCACCAAGCAGCAUCCACUUGUCCAGGAGGUUUCGCUUGUACUCAAGGAGGAGAAUGCUUGCCAGCGAUCUCGAGAUGUAAUGGAACCAGGGAGUGUCCCAAGGGCGAGGAUGAAAUGGGCUGUGAAGAUCGAGCGGAAGGAGAGAGUGAUUGCAGACCAGACGAAUUUGAAUGCAAAAACAAAAAGUGUAUACCGUGGCAAUGGGCUUGUGACAAAAUGGCCGAUUGCGACGAUGAGAGCGACGAAACCCCGGAAGUGUGCGCCAAGUCCAAUAAUACCAAGGAGACAACCCACUCUGUUAGUACAUCUGAGGAUUGUAACGAUGGUUUCCGAUGCAAAAGCGGCGACUGCAUCCGGCCCCUCUCCCUCGUCUGCAACGGCAAACCGGACUGCUACGACGGUAGCGACGAAGGCGGCAAAUGCAAAGACGCAUGCGCUAAGCUGGCCUGCGUCCACGAUUGCCUACCGACACCUUACGGGCCGCUAUGUCAAUGCAGAGGAGGAUACAGGGCGAUCGGAGACGGUAGGAACUGCGAGGAUGUCGACGAAUGCAAGGCUGAUCCGCCUCUGUGCUCGCAAAUGUGCCAAAAUGAAGACGGCGGAUACAAGUGCGAUUGCUUCUGGGAUCAUGCACUUAGAUCGGACAAAAAGUCAUGUAAAGCCGAAGGUGAUCCAAUGUCGAUAGCUUUCCUCACCGCCAAUAACCAGAUUCGUCAGUUGAGUCAAAGAACACACCGCCUAUCUAUUUUGUUCACCGAGCCAGUCCCAAGAAUUACUGGUUUAGGUGCUGUUGUCGAACCUCCAGUCAUUUACUUCGCCGUUGCAGAAGCGGGAGUGUUACAGAAGAUAGAUCUUAAGGAAGAUACUAGUCAGGUUAUGCAACAGGUGGGUGAACCCCAGAGACUCGCAGUGGACUGGUCCACAGACAACGUAUAUUUCGCAGAAGGCUCAACCGGGGGAAUCACCGUCUGUCACGUGGCCACCGCGGAAUGCGCAGUGGUGAUGACGUCAUCACCUGAGUCUUACCACCACUUGGCAGCGAUCGCUGUAGAUUCGGCUGAGCCUGCGUUGUUCUAUGCGGCUUGUGGAUGGCAGGGAACACUGCUCACAAAGCCUAGGUGUGCUGUUUAUAGGAGGAAACUCGAUGGAACAGAUGAAAGGCUGUUGGCUAAAGUAGAUGAUGGCUACGUGACAGAGCUGACGUUCGACCACAACAAACGUCAAUUGUACCUCCUGGACCGACACAGCGGCGCUAUAGUUCGCGUUUCCUACGACAGCAGUGACAACUCGACCUCUCAACAGCGCACUAUUUUCACGGAUGUCUUCAAAUCUGCAGCAGGUUUGCAGUUUUUCGAGGACCAUCUUUAUUAUGCGACAGCUGCUGGGGAAAUGGUCAAGUGCGCCCUCUAUGGUGCUUAUAGAUGUGACAUGUUUAAGAUGCACGCUGGGGCAGCCAGCCAAUUCGUCAUAGUGCAAGACUCUCUACAGAGACCUGUCGCCAACCCAUGCGAAAACCAUACAUGCAACUAUCUAUGUGUCGCCUCGUCUGGUGCCAAGAGCAAAUCUUGUUUGUGCCCAGAUGGAAGCCUGAUAUCCGAAGAUGAAGACUGCCCGACCACAGAUCAGGGUUCGAGUGGCAACCAAAACUACAAAGUGCACACAAAACCAUUGUCAAAGUUUCAACCUGGAACUGUUAGGCACAAUGGAGGAGGAUCACUCGCAGCAGCCAUUUUGAUUCCAUUGGCACUGAUCAUCAUAGCAGCUGUUGCGCUAUUUGUGCUUAAAAAGAAGCAUAAUGAACAAUCUAAUAUUAUUAUGAGAUUCCACAACCAAACGUUUGACGCCGAAAUGAAUGACGAUGCUGAAGAAAAAACCAUUCUACAGCCUGGAUUACACGAAUAUAUGAACCCCAUAGUGCAAUUCAAAGAUACUUUUGAUAAUGGCACAGUCAGUACUAAGAAACCAAACCCGUUUGUGGAAGUGUGAUACUUGUUUUUAGUGAUGUAAUGUUAUUGUGAUUAUUUUUAAUACUGUUUUAAUGUAUUUUUUAAAUGGAGUUGUAAUUUUUGCUAUAUUGAAUACAUUUUAAGUAUGUUUGUCUUGUACUGAAUUAUAUUGGAUUAUUUGAAAUAAAAAAAUGCAAAUAUA
Messenger RNA from Acanthoscelides obtectus, 6114 nucleotides. NCBI's taxonomy places the organism in Eukaryota, Metazoa, Arthropoda, Insecta, Coleoptera, Chrysomelidae. The record is from the annotation of a GenBank genome assembly.